UUAUUGUUUAAGUCAACACGGGUGUUUCAUCGUUAAUAAAUUAACAAUAACUGUUUGAGUGACUAUUUUGAUUUUCAUUUACUCUACGCGUGUAAGCACUCAAGUUACGAUGGAAAACGAGAUAAGGUACGAAAUACCUAGCUUGUUGAAAACAGCGUACUACGCUUGCAACGAGGUCGAGCGUGACAGAUACGACUCCCUGGAAGCACCGGACGUCGAUAUGCGACAUUGUUGUGAGUUGCUAUUUAAAAUAUUAACAAUCGACAAAAACCGAAAUGAGGACAACGAAAGGCAGACCAUGUUCAGCAGGUCGAAGUUAAACAAGUACAACCGCGACAUGUAUAAAAAUAUAUUAUGCGCGGAAGCAGCGUCGAGCGGUCACAUCGAUUGCAUGAAACUCGCUCACGAGAUCGGCGUCCCUUGGGACACAAUGUCCAGAGCGAACGAUAAUGCGUGCGACCAGGCUGCGAAAUCGGGAUAUCUGGAAUGCCUGAGAUACGCCUGGGAAAACGGGUGCCCGUGGGACGUGGAUACGUGCACCUCCGCCUCGAUGAAUGGUCACAUGGAUUGCCUGGUAUACGCCUGGGAAAACGGGUGCCCGUGGGACGUGGAUACGUGCACCUCCGCCGCGAUGAAUGGUCACAUGGAUUGCCUGGUAUACGCACAGGAAAACAGGUGCCCGUGGGACGUGGAUACGUGCACCUCCGCCGCGAUAUUUACAUACAAAUAAACCUAAUUCCAAAUUAACAUAAAUAAAAAGAUGUAAUUGAGCAACAUAAUAAAUUUCAUAAGUAACAUUCAAAAUGCUUUUUAUUAUAUUUUCAAGUAUUUUAGCAAAGUUACUUAUCAUAGAUAUAUGUAUUUCCUUGUCGU
Molecule: messenger RNA, 873 nt
Organism: Acyrthosiphon pisum (pea aphid)
Lineage: Eukaryota; Metazoa; Arthropoda; Insecta; Hemiptera; Aphididae
Exons: 1
Coding region: 110-730 (206 amino acids)
Molecular function (GO): protein binding
Source: RefSeq, a predicted model, not a curated record